Akanthomyces muscarius is the source of this 276-nucleotide messenger RNA. RefSeq lists its product as uncharacterized. The coding region runs from base 1 to 276 and encodes 91 amino acids. The record is from RefSeq and is a predicted model, not a curated record. Lineage: Eukaryota; Fungi; Ascomycota; Sordariomycetes; Hypocreales; Cordycipitaceae. The transcript is spliced from 6 exons.
AUGCUGUGGAAAAAGACGGGCAAGUGGUCGGCGCGACACGAUCCCACAGCGCAGCAAAUAACUACCCUACCAACCUACCCGGAAACAGACAGGUUCAGCAUUGUCUCGGGAGAAGCACGAUGCAGUUGGUCUCUAGGCCACUCCACGGUCAAAGUGACGGGUAACAUUACUGGGCAACGAAAUAGGGCAGCCGAUACUGUGUCGCAGGUGAGAUGCGUCGUGGCAUCUAUUCGUGGUAACGAGGUCCGAAAUCUCGGCUCUUUUAUUGAUGUAUAA